Pistacia vera is the source of this 437-nucleotide messenger RNA. RefSeq lists its product as uncharacterized. NCBI's taxonomy places the organism in Eukaryota, Viridiplantae, Streptophyta, Magnoliopsida, Sapindales, Anacardiaceae. Bases 24 to 437 code for a protein of 137 amino acids. The record is from RefSeq and is a predicted model, not a curated record. The transcript is spliced from 2 exons.
AAGCAAGAGAGCUAUAUGAAAAAAUGAUAGAGCUGCAAGAUGAAACACAAGCAGGGGAAAGUGAAAAAACAGAAGCUGAAAUAUGUGAGGAAGUUUUGGGUAAAGCUUCCGGAUUUAACCAAAAUUUUGCAUUUUCACAGACUGAGCAUCAUUCCACUGCAGCAAAAGUAGAGUUAAGGUGCAUUGUGCAACAACAAGAAAAUGAGAUUAAACAGUUGGAGGAGCAACUCAUCUUAUUUGAUCAACAAAAAGAGAAAAUAAAAAGCCUUGAACAACAACAAUUUGUCUUGUUGGAGAUGAUGAAGCAGCUAACUAUAGCCCUUGAACUACAGCAAUCUGGUAAAGCUCCAACUCGACAGCCAUUGCCAUCUCCAACUGAUGAAGACUCGUCCUCAUCAGCUACAGCUAUUUCAAAAAUCAAAACUAGUGACACUUGA